AUGAAUAUUGAUGGAAAAUCUAAGGAUAACAUUAAGGCUCGAAUGGAUUUAGAAGCAAUGGGUAUAAGAAAAGAGUUACAUUUACAGCAAAAGGGAAAUAAAUUUCUUAUGCCACUUGCUUGUUAUACAUUACCAAAGCCUGAAAGGAGAAAGUUUUGCGAAUGGUUGCAGUCAAUCCAGUUGCCAGACGGAUAUGCUUCCAAUCUUUCUCGAUGUGUAAGUGUUCAGGACUGCAAAGUUAUGAGGAUGAAAAGCCAUGAUUAUCAUAUAUUCUUGCAACAAUUACUUCCAGCAUCAAUUUGUGGGUCUUUGCGUAGUGAGGUUUACACUGCAUUAUCAGAGUUGAGUUCUUUCUUUAAGGAGCUUUGUUCGAAGACUUUAAAAAGAUCUACAGUUAAAAAGUUGCAGAGCGAUAUCAUUUUGAUAAUAUGUAAACUUGAGAUGAUAUAUCCUCCAUCUUUUUUCGUGGCAAUGAUGCAUUUGGCAAUUCAUCUGCCACGUGAAGUAGAAUUAGGAGGCCCUGUUCACUAUAGGUGGAUGUACUAUAUUGAGAGACCUUUAGGAGCUAAAGAAUAUAAAACGUUAUCCCAUUCUGAUUUUGAAAAAUUGCAGUGGUAUGUGCUUAACAAUUGUGAGGAUGUUGAUGAAUACCUUAAGAUUCACAUUGAAGAAUUACAAAAGGAAAGUGUUAUAGAUGUGCAAAAAAGACACCAGACAGGAUUUGCCAGUUGGUUCAAGGAGUGUGUUGGACGCUUACGUGCUACUGGUUUGGUUGCAGCAACAGAUCAUAUAUAUGCGUUGGGAUUAGGUCCUGAUAUACGAAUUGCUAGGUACAGUGGGAUAAUUGUCAAUGGAGUUAGGUUUCACACAGUUGAGCGUGAUAAUUUUUGUCGGACUCAAAAUAAUGGAGUUUCAGUUACGGGAGAGCAUAAGUCGAAAGAAAUCGAGUUUUAUGGUGUGCUAACAGAUAUCAUUGACCUCCAAUAUGUUAAUGGGAAUCAUGUUAUCUUGUUUAAAUGUGAUUGGUGGGAUGUUGGCGAUAAAAAUGGAAUUAAAACAGAUGGCAACUUAGUUUCUGUUAAUGUGAGCCGUAAAUGGUAUACAGGUGAUUCUUUCGUGUUGAGUUCUCAAGUACAGCAGGUUUUUUAUGUCAGCGAUAUGAAAAAUGGAGGUCAUUGGAAAAUUGUGCAAAAAUCAUUUCACAGGAAUAUAUUUGAUGUGCCAGAAAAGGAAAAAGUGUGCACUGAAGAUUCAAUAUUGAAUGAUGAGCCCUAUCAGCAAUACGAGACAGAUAAUAGUCAUGAAGUCGAUCAAAAUGGUGGUGAAAAUUUGGAACUCUUGCAUCCUAUAGAUGUAUUACCGGAUGAAGUUGAUGUUGGUCAAAUGUUUCAAGGUAAAAACUCAAACCCGAUUUAUUCUAGCGAUGAGGAGGAUGAUACUACGAUCAAUUAUGAUGAUGCCGACACUGAUGUACUAGAAGACUCAAAUGACAGUGACAAUGAAGACGAAGACGAUGAUUAGUGACUGAAAUUUACCGCUUAUUGAACUCUUUUUGGCUUCUUGUAGCUUGUUUGAAAGUAUGAAUUUUACUGAGAGAUGCUUUUUUAUAUUGCCUUGAAUGUAGAUUGUAGAAUUUUGGUGUUUUAUGGCAGUAGUUAUGC
Messenger RNA from Mercurialis annua (annual mercury), 1661 nucleotides. RefSeq lists its product as uncharacterized. Bases 1 to 1521 code for a protein of 506 amino acids. The transcript has 4 exons. The record is from RefSeq and is a predicted model, not a curated record. Lineage: Eukaryota; Viridiplantae; Streptophyta; Magnoliopsida; Malpighiales; Euphorbiaceae.